AUGGAGAUGAACGGUCAUUCGUUUUUAAAUAAGAUUUUUGGAAUUCUGAAAGAUGAAUCAGCUCAUCACGUCCCGCUGAUCCAGUUUAAGCAUCCAAAAGAAUUAGAGGAAGUUUUAAGUGAAGAAUUAGAUAUGUCAAGGAGGGUAAAUGAUUCUGAAUUAGAACAAAUUGUUAGAAAAGUUUUACAAUAUAGUGUAAAAACUAAUAAAACGACAUUUAGAAAUCAAUUGUACGGAGCACCGGACCCUUACGGGCUGGCUGGCGCAUGGAUUGCUGAAGCAUUCAACACAAGUCAGUAUACUUUUGAAGUAGCGCCAGUCUUUACCCUUAUAGAGUUAAAUGUUCUCAAUCAUAUUCUCAAUUUAUUCAACAUUCCUGAUGGAGACGGCAUAUUCAGUCCUGGCGGAAGUAUUUCGAUGUUAUACGCGUUGGUCGCCGCUAGAUAUAAAGCGUUUCCGGAAGUUAAAACAAAAGGCAUGAAAAAUAUUCCGGAAAUGGUCAUUUUUACUUCUGAAGAUAGUCAUUAUUCUAUAAAGAAAGCUGCACACUGGCUAGGUUUUGGUACAGAGAAUGUGAAAGUUAUAAAAACAAAUGAUCAGGGACAAAUGGUGCUAGCAGAACUGGAUAAAGCUAUUCAAAAUGAAAUAUCUGCUGGGAUAUCCCCUGUAUUUGUUAAUGCUACGGCAGGCACUACUGUACUAGGAGCUAUUGACGAUUUAGUCGGUAUCGCUGAUAUAUGUAAAAAAUAUGAGAUUUGGAUGCACGUUGAUGCAUGUUGGGGCGGAAGCUUGAUGUUAUCGCCGAAGAUUCGUGAUAAAUUAAGAGGAAUUGAACGAGCGAAUUCUAUAUCUUGGAAUCCACACAAGAUGAUGGGAGUUCCCUUGCAGUGCUCGGUGGUUUUAUUGCGGGAAAAGGGAUUAUUGCAUGUAGCGAAUGCGGCAGCGGCACAAUAUCUGUUCCAACAGGACAAGUUCUAUGAUGUCCGAUACGAUACAGGAGAUAAGAGUAUUCAAUGUGGACGAAAGAUUGAUGCUUUUAAACUGUGGAUGAUAUGGAAAGCUCGUGGAGACAUAGCCUUAAGCCACUUGAUGGACCACGUUAUGGAAAUUGCAGAAUUUUGUUUAAACACUAUUGCAGUAAAAGACGGAUUCCGACUUGUUUCUGCUCCUAUACAAUGCCCUAAUGUUUGCUUCUGGUAUAUCCCUAAGUUUAUGAGACAUCAAGAGGAAAAUGACCAAUGGUGGAAUACUAUGCACAAAAUAACCCCUAAAAUCAAGGAGCUACUCACACUCAGCUCGCGUCUCAUGGUGGCGUACUGUCCUUUAAGGCAGCAUAAGAACUUUUUUAGACUAGCCUUUACUUUCCAUCCCAAAAUUGACGACAAGCAAGUGUUAGAAAUACUUAACUCCAUAGAGGAAUGUGGAGAAAUGAUAACACUAUCUAUGCUU
Messenger RNA from Brenthis ino (lesser marbled fritillary), 1449 nucleotides. Lineage: Eukaryota; Metazoa; Arthropoda; Insecta; Lepidoptera; Nymphalidae. The record is from the annotation of a GenBank genome assembly.